This is a messenger RNA of Rasamsonia emersonii CBS 393.64, 1260 nucleotides long. RefSeq lists its product as uncharacterized. Lineage: Eukaryota; Fungi; Ascomycota; Eurotiomycetes; Eurotiales; Trichocomaceae. Gene Ontology annotation, cellular component: multivesicular body. Gene Ontology annotation, biological process: late endosome to vacuole transport via multivesicular body sorting pathway. The coding region runs from base 1 to 1260 and encodes 419 amino acids. The record is from RefSeq and is a predicted model, not a curated record. The transcript is spliced from 4 exons.
AUGGCGGCUAAUAUUCCGGCCAGCUUGAAAGCUGCAGAUAUCGGGCGCUUUGCCAUCAGGGCGGCCCAAGUCGAGCGAGCCAAGCCCGUGAUUGCUUAUUGGUGUAACUACUGGAUUGUCAAUCAGAUCAUCACGAAAGGCCUUCAUAAUUCCGAUGAGGAAGCCGUGCAGUUCACCACGAAGCUAAUGGACAAACUUGAGCAAUUCAAAAACGAAAACGCCGACAAUGAUGCUGUCACAGAUAAUGUCGCGGCUCAGGCAUAUGUCGAACAGUUCGGGUUAGAAGUCUUUAAUCGCGCAGACAAUGCUGUACGAGCCAACAAGGCUACCAAGCAAACUGCAGAUACCUUCCAGGCUGCUGCGACAUUCCUCGAACUUUGCCAGAUCUGGGGUCAGCUUGAUCCGGACAUUGCUUCCAAGAUCAAGUUUGCGAAGUACCACGCGGUUAGGAUUGCAAAGGCUAUCAAGAACGGAGAAGAUCCAAAUCUCUCGAACCCCGUUUCUGCAAAGGAGACUAAAGGUCCAGAGUCGACGACUCUUGAUCCGAAUGACCCAGAAGUUCAGGCGCUUCAGGGCAAAGACACAACGUCUGGGACGAAAGCGCGGCAGCCGUCUGUCGAAGAGGUUCCCGACGAGUCGGAUCGCAUUGAACCGCGGCUGGCCCAACAAUCUAUUCUCGAUGAAUCUCUUCACCCGUCGAGAUCGUCUUCAGUUCCACCUUAUCCAUCACCUUCUGCUACUCCUCCUCCUUCGGCUCCUCCCUCACAAGUUCAACCAGACCCGGUGUCGCAGCCUCCUGCUCCAGAUCUUCCAUCGGCGCCUUCAGACUUCACACUGCCACAAGCUCCUCCAAAACUCCCAGAUGCGCCUGGAGCGGAGGGCCCUGGCGGGCCAAGUUUCUCAAUUCCUCGUGAUACAUUCCAGUCAUUUCCUCCACCAUCGACGGCUCAACCACCAGAUGUCUCCAAUCUUCCUCAAUCUCCCACAACAUUUUAUACCCAACCCAGUGCGGCGGCACCACCUCCAGUCCCUCCAACGUUACCUCCCAAAUCCACCACUAGUCAGCCAGCUCCGGCCAGACAGGCUGCGCCCGCGGCCGCAGCGUCUUCCAGUGCGACAGCGUCGCAGGAAGUUGAUGACCAGGCCAUUUUACUGGCCCAGAAACAUGCUCGCUGGGCUGUAUCAGCCUUGAGCUUCGAUGAUGUAAAUACAGCCAUUAAGGAACUAAGAAAUGCCUUAAGAUACCUGGGAGCGGAGUGA